AUGGUCCUCUCAAUCCUCAUCGCCACAAUCGUAGCCCCCGGUCUCCUCGGCUCCCAAGAAGCGAUCCGGCAAUCGCAAUCCAAAGAGAAGCGCGAAGAACACCGUGCCCGCCGCUGCAACCUCAUCGCCACGUGCGUCAAGUCUUCACAUCGCAGCCGCGAAAUCGACGGCCGACAAGUCGUACUAAGAAACGGGAAGCUCUGGAUCGAUACCGGGACGGAAGAUGGAAGUCCACUGGGUCAUCCUUAUGCAGGGUAUUAUUUACCGUAUCCGGAUACGAGUUACGAAGGGCUUGUGACGACGAUUACGGAUGUGGCGCCGAUUAUGAACUGGGUCUAUGUUGAUAAAGAGACGGGAGAAGCAAAAUACGGAGUGCGAGCUGAUGCACAACCGCAUCUCACAGGCCCAUUCGAUUGCACGCGUCAGGAUCGACGGCUCACAUUCGAUGGCUGGGAGGGGUGGUGUGCGGUUGAACAAGCACCCGGGCUAUGGGGCUUGUAUUUUGAUCUCGAUGACGACGGCCUCAAAUCUAGAGUUGCACCUGGCACGAGGGUACUGGAGAUCGAACUCAGCCGUAAGGAAAAGAGGUGGAGGAAAGAGGCGGACGAGAGGAUGGCGGAUCAGACUACUAAGAGGGCUGUUGAGAGGGAGGAGGAUGCGCCGGUUGAGAAGCCGUUGGGUGGGGAGAAGGUGGAGGCCAGACCGGGGGUCGGUCCUGCAGUGGGAGAGGGAAAGGAAGAGGGUUGGAGGCCGAUGAAGAUACCGAAGUCUAUUUUUGAGGAUCCGCCGCCCGUGGUGGAGAGUUUGGUUUUUAGGUCGAGGACACCGCCGCCGGCGUAUUCGCCCGCCGGAGGGGUUGAUGAAGAAACCUUGGCUCCGACGAGAGGACAAGAUGAAGCAUCUUUUGAGAUAGCUGGUGAGGGUCAGAAUGACAGCCCACCAGUCAUGGGGACUUCCCUGCCUCCUACCGUAAUGGAUUCGGUGCCAGCCGGAGCCCAGUCAAUACUCGUUGAAGGGACUGAAAGCCCUUCGCGUGAGGCGAACGUCCCACAGAUUCAACCACCGCCCACACUUAUCGAUGAGCUCGGAAGCACCCCAGAGAUACCAGACUCCACAUCAUCACCUGAAGAGCAAUCUACAUCUCCCGGAGAGAAGCGGACUACACCCAAGCUAAAUAGAAGCAGCGGCUCUCGAGCUCUAGCCCAAGCUCAGAAGUUUGAAGCCAUGGCAGCAGCGCAGAAGCCUAGUCCUGAGUCUCGCCGACGAUCGAGUGAACGCGGAUCUCGUGCUAAUAGCAACACCUCUUCUGUAUACUCCAACGAAGAUGCAUCACUGAGCGUGCCGGGAUCCCCGCCCAAGCCCGAGUCCCUCAUCACGACGAUCCACUUCACAGCAGUCAACGCAAAGGCCCACUCCCGAUCGCCGGCAAAGAGAUCGUUCCAUAUCUGA
This is a messenger RNA of Alternaria infectoria, 1449 nucleotides long. RefSeq lists its product as uncharacterized. Lineage: Eukaryota; Fungi; Ascomycota; Dothideomycetes; Pleosporales; Pleosporaceae. The transcript has 2 exons. The record is from RefSeq and is a predicted model, not a curated record. The coding region runs from base 1 to 1449 and encodes 482 amino acids.